AUGGACUUCGCGAAGCUGAUGUCAGCUCACAUCAAGAAGGGCAAAGACACAGCCUCGCCUGCCGAGUCAACCGAGAAAAAGUACCUGAAGCGCAGCGAGAUCGAAGCGCAACGGCAAGCUGCAUACGUCGCGGAGCAAGAAGCUGCCGAGAAGGCGCGGCGAGAGCGGCUGGAGAAGAAGCGCAAAGCUGAGGAGGACGAGGCUGAAAGAGAAGCUGAGCGCCGGGAAAAGCGAAUGCGCAUGGCCGAAGAAUCAAGACGCAUAAGAGAAGAAGAGGAAGAGGCAGAGGAAAGGCAGCGGCGAAAGCGACUAGGGCUCCCUGAUCUUCCGCCCAAGAAUAAGGAGGGCGAAGGAGAUGGUACACCGGUACCCGAAGAGGAAGACAUCGAAGACGAAGAGCUGGUCGCAAAGCUGAGAGCCCUCGAUGAACCAGCGCGACUGUUCGGCGAGACGCACAAACAACGUCUCAAGCGAUACAAGAAGCGCGUGGGCGCGGACAGCCUCGCAGCCAUCAUGACUGACGGUCCGAUACCUACAACACUACAACUAGUGCCCGAGAAGGACAUGAAGGUCAAUCUCCAGGUACCCAAGGACAAGCAAGGCCGUGAGUUCCUCUUCAGGCAACUAGCGAGCUACUUUACCAUGGUGCUGAAAGAAUGGGAUCUCACGCUCCUACGUCGAGAUGCCCAAGUCAAAGAGAGUUAUCAAGGAAAACAAGCCUAUGCUGCUAUGGUGCAAGCACGUGAAAACAUGCGACCCCUAUUCAAGAAGCUAGAAAAGUUCGAUCUUCCAGACAGCAUCGUCGAACCCGUUGUAGAGAUUGUGCACGCUGCACAGGAGCGAAGAUACGUCGACGCGAAUGAUGGAUAUUUACGUCUUAGUAUUGGUAAAGCGGCAUGGCCCAUCGGUGUCACCAUGGUGGGUAUUCACGAGAGAACUACUUUGAGAUUCUGUCACGCAACUUUCUUCACGAUGCACGAAGUCGUGACUUUACAGUUCGGCAACCAAAGCAACUACCUGGGCACUCACUUUUGGAAUACACAGGAGUCCUACUUUACAUAUCCACCUGAGCCAGAGUCGCCUGUCAACCAUGAUGUACUUUUUAGGCCAGGUGUUGCUCCAGAUGGAUCCGAUACCUUCACACCAAGAACGCUCAUAUACGACCUUAAAGGUGCUUUUGGCAGUAUGAGAAAAAUCAAUGCGCUGUACGAGGCCGAGGACGACAGGAGUAUAUUAGACCAGAACGGAGUUUGGCCAUCCAAGCCUGUUGUCCAGCGCGCAGCCGAGACUAUCCCACAGUCCGCCUACCAAGAGCACCUUGAUGCCGGCCUGGAUCCUCCCCCACUCAGUGCAUCGUCUGUCCGGUACUGGUCUGACUACAGCCGUGUCUACUAUCAUCCAAAAUCGAUCGUUCAAUUGUCUGAGUUUGAUGUAAACGACAAGCUCAUGCCUUUUGAGAGUUGGGAUGUAGGCAUGGAACUGUUCGAAAAGCUUGAGAGGGAGGUCGACUUAGUCGAUAGAGACCUGCGGCCAUUCGUUGAAGAAUGCGAUGGUAUUCAGGGAUUGCAAAUCUUCACGGGUGUUGACGACGCUUGGGGAGGCUGGACGUCAGGUUGGCUAGAGAGAUUGAGGGACGAGUACGGAAAGUUGAGUAUAUGGACCUGGGGCUUGGGUGACCACGGCGCCAAUACUACGACUCCUCGGGAAAAACGUUUGCAACAAAUCACAAAUUCGGCACGAUCGCUCCACGUGCUUGGCGAGCAGUCAUCAGUAUUUGUGCCAAUGUCGAAUAGUCCCGCCAAACUACCAGGUUACUUGUCAGUCGACACCACGUCGCCCUGGCACAUUGCGGCUUUGCAAGUCGUCGGUCUGGAGAGCAUGACCAUAUCUUCACGAUUAAGAGCAUCUUUGGGCGGACGAGGCACGCUCCAGGAUCUGGAAAACACCAUCAACAGUACAGGAAAACGACGCAUAGCAAAACUCGAGAUGAGUUUGGCAGAUCCAGACGUUUUAUCAGCUAAAGCUUUGGACGAAGUCGAACAAGCAGAAAAAGUCGGUUCCAUGACGUCGAGGCAGACUAGUGAAAAUGACGAUCGACUAAGUAAUUUUGAUAUUGAUACCUUCAGUCGCGAAUAUAGGACGGCUACCAAGAAAGGAAAGAAAGAACACGUUUUUGGACGGGCAGAGGCUUCUCGUGGGGAAUGGGUUCUGUCUCAGGAUAACGAACGUGAUCCUCAUGACAGGUUCGACAGUGGACCAGCAUUGCAGAGGUUUGCCGCACCACUACUAUUUCCUCUACUUGACAGCUUUCCUCGGUCGAUAUUGGAUGUAGGGUCCGAUCACUUCACUAAGCUCGCCGUGCACACUGGACUCACGACAAGCACCGCUGUUGCUGAUCAGAUCCGAGCAGUAGAGCAAAUCGUCAAGCGGAUGACGGGCAUCGAAGAAAAAGAAACACUUUGUAACGGCUUACAAGUUCUUGCAGAGGAGUACGAUGAAGGCUGGGAUAGCGGCACAGAAAGCGAUGAUGACGAUUAG
Messenger RNA from Alternaria burnsii, 2538 nucleotides. RefSeq names its product tubulin nucleotide-binding domain-like protein. Gene Ontology annotation, biological process: mitochondrion distribution; RNA splicing. Gene Ontology annotation, cellular component: cytoplasm; spliceosomal complex. The transcript has 5 exons. The coding region runs from base 1 to 2538 and encodes 845 amino acids. NCBI's taxonomy places the organism in Eukaryota, Fungi, Ascomycota, Dothideomycetes, Pleosporales, Pleosporaceae. The record is from RefSeq and is a predicted model, not a curated record.